GGACGUGUCUCUCCGUAGAUCUCUCUCUCCGUCUUGUAGAUCCAGCAGCAGCAGCAGCAGCAGCAGCAGCGCGUUCGUGUGUGAAGGUGACUCUGUGCGUGUAUAUAAAUGUAUCUGAGGAACGCGUGUGAUGAACGAGCGAAUUAAUUAAACGAUAAUCAAAACAAAUUACCCACAACGACACAAACAACAUACUCGUACAAGAGUAUCUCUGUGCAAUGCCACGAGCAAUGCAAGAAUAAAACCAUUGAGUAAAACCCACAAGUAAACCCCGAACCAAGUGAACGAACUGCCGCAUCGAAAUCGAAAUCGAACUCGAACCCAGACCCUGAAGGCUUUAUGUUAAAGCUUUCCAGCAAGCCAGCGCCAGCGACAGCCCCCACCAGCACAGCGACGAGCAUGACAGUGACGGGUCUGCGCCAGACGAUGACCAGCCCGACGGUGCCGCCGACCACAGCGCUGGGCAACAGCUCCGGGAGCAGCAGCAGCGGCAGCAGCAGCGGUAGCAACAGCCUGGCCAACUCCCUCACCUCGAUGGGCAGCGUCAGUCCCACGGCCCAUGCGGCCGGACUCCAUCCGCUCUCCAGUCCCACAUCGCCGUCGGCCCUGCUGCUGGCCCACCAGCAGCAUCUCCUGCAGCAUCACCAGCAGCAACAGCAGCAGCAACAGCACCACCAGCAGCAGGCGGCUCUCCAGCUGGCUGCAGUGCAUCCACCGCAUCACCUCCACAAGACCACCUCCCGGCUGAGCAACUUCAGUGUGGCCUCCCUCCUCGCAGACACGCGGCCGCGGACGCCCACCAACCAGGCCAGCGAUGCGCCCACGAAUCUCUCCAGCUCCGCCGCCACCUCGCCCCUCUCCCAAGGCAGUGCAGCGGGAACUCCGCCACCGCAGAUGCCGCCGGCGGGACAGCCCACAGCCACGCAUGCCUUCCAUCCCGCCGCCGUAGCCCACCACGCCCACUUGCUGCACGCCGCCCAUGCGGCAGCAGCCGCCCAUGCCCAGCACCAACACCAGCAGGCGGCGGCAGCGGCGGCGAUGGCGCAACUGCGUCAGGCACAGGCCCAGGCCGAUGCCCGCGCCACAUCCCCACCCGCCUCCACCAGCUCCACGCCCAACUCCACGCCGGUGGCAUCCGCCGCCAGCGGAGCAGGAGCGGGGACAGCGCACCUGGGAAGCUCCACACCCGCCAAGAACGAGCGGCACUCGCCGCUGGGCAGCCACACGGACUCAGAAUUGGAAUACGACGAGGACAUGCUGCACGAGCACGAUGUGGAUCACGACGAGGAGGAGGACUCCAUUGUGGAUAUCGAGGACAUGAAUGCCGAUGACUCGCCGCGCUCCACACCCGACGGCCUGGACAGCAGAAAGUCGCUAGAGUCGCCCCACGGCGGCAAUCCCUCGUCCCAGAUGCAAUCGACCAUCCUCUCGCCGGCGGCUCUGGCCGCCUCCGGACACGUGCCCAUCCGACCGACGCCGUUCAGUGCUCUGGCCGCCGCUGCAGUAGCCUGGGGAGGCAUGGGUGCCGGUGUGCCCUGGCCGGGCGCCCGGCAAAUGCCGCCUUUUGGGCCGCCGGGCCUGUUUCCGGGACAAGGAUUCGGUGGAGAUGCCAAUGAACCGCCUCGGAUCAAGUGCAACCUCCGCAAGCACAAGCCCAACCGGAAGCCUCGCACUCCAUUCACCACACAGCAGCUGCUCUCGCUGGAGAAGAAGUUCCGGGAGAAGCAGUACCUGAGCAUUGCCGAGCGGGCGGAGUUCUCCUCCUCGCUGCGGCUCACCGAGACCCAGGUGAAGAUCUGGUUCCAGAACCGUCGGGCCAAGGCAAAGCGGCUGCAGGAGGCCGAGAUCGAGAAGAUCAAGAUGGCCGCCCUCGGCAGAGGAGCGCCCGGCGCCCAGUGGGCCAUGGCCGGCUACUUCCACCCCAGUCUGAUGCACUUGGGAUAAGUGGCGGCCCAGUUGGUGUACGACCAUGGUCGCCACCAACGCCACCCGAGCCAUAGCCCUCCCCCGAGCAGGCACUCCGAUAACCAAAUAGCUGAGCCACGUCCCGCUGGAACAGGACCAGGUGCAGGACCAGGCGCAGGAGCUGGAGCCUGAGACUGAGCCUGAGAUGUGCGGAAAACCCCCAAAAUUUUGCUGUGAUGUUAGCGCAUUUUAUGUUACGAUACUUCCAAAUGUUGUUUCAAAUGCACCCUGUAAAUACUAUAAGCGGGAGAGAUAGAGAGAUCUAAAGAGAUAGUUAUAGCGAGCUGGUUCCAUACCCAAUCGAACAUUGUAUAUACCAAGGCGAAAGCAAGCAGAGAAAUGUUUCCUAAUUGUACAUAAAUCUUAGCACGUAAAUCCCAUCUUGAAUGUUUCGUUAGUUCGUUAAAGGAGAAGCCGCAAAAUUAAUUAACAGAAUCACAAGUAAUUUAUUUGCAAAACUCAAGUCAAUAAGCAUUAAACAAAUGAAGAGAAAGAACGGAACGGAACGGAUCGGAAAGGCAUCAACUAAAAUGAUAUUUGAUUAUAUUGUAAUUUGCAACGUAAGUCAGUCUAGCGAAAGAAUCCGAUGGAUGGAGGGAUGUAUGGAUCGUAUGUAUUUAAAAAAUACCUGUAAGCAUCUACACUAAACUACACUAAUCUAAAGCUCUAACUAUGCCGUUAAAUAUACUUUAAAUAUACCUAAUACCACAGACCUAUACACAUAGUUCAUAAAUGCAUAAUAUUAUAUUAAUACCAUAUAGCGUUAAUCCUCUGUAGUUGUUUAAACAUGAAUCAUAAAAACUUAAAAAAAAGAAAAAAAAAAAUUUCAA
This is a messenger RNA of Drosophila persimilis, 2795 nucleotides long. RefSeq names its product muscle segmentation homeobox (gene Dr). The record is from RefSeq and is a predicted model, not a curated record. NCBI's taxonomy places the organism in Eukaryota, Metazoa, Arthropoda, Insecta, Diptera, Drosophilidae. Gene Ontology annotation, biological process: embryonic morphogenesis; regulation of transcription by RNA polymerase II. Gene Ontology annotation, molecular function: RNA polymerase II transcription regulatory region sequence-specific DNA binding; DNA-binding transcription factor activity, RNA polymerase II-specific. Gene Ontology annotation, cellular component: nucleus. The coding region runs from base 340 to 1944 and encodes 534 amino acids. The transcript is spliced from 3 exons.